AUGGGCAACAUCGAGUCACAGCUCCUGAAUCGGACGCUAUCAAAAGAGAUUCCCAGCAUCGAGGAAGCGGCCAGCGUUUUUAGCAGCGAAGCGGAUAGACAGCAUUUCAUUGAUAGCAUCAUCCUAGUCGCCACCGCCAACGGAAGCAUCGAUGUUACAUUCAACGAGUUCAAGUUAUUGUAUUCGCGUAUAAAUGGGCAAGGCUCCAAGAUACUAGCUCGCAUUGUUGCACGAGAGGAUAGCGUUAUCAAAGCAAAGAUCGAGCCAGAGGAAGGAGGGAAAACAGAGGAAGAAGCGUUGCUUGCCUUGCGUAAGUUCGUGGAAAUCAGAGCAGAGCAGAUACUCAAGACGGUGCCGAAUCUGGCAGCUGGACGGGGGGGUGAGGGAAAGGAUGAUCCUCCGAGUUAUAGCUCGGUGAUUAAGGAUGGUGAUGGCAAGGCAGGUGAGAAAUAG
Molecule: messenger RNA, 453 nt
Organism: Aureobasidium melanogenum CBS 110374
Lineage: Eukaryota; Fungi; Ascomycota; Dothideomycetes; Dothideales; Saccotheciaceae
Exons: 2
Coding region: 1-453 (150 amino acids)
Source: RefSeq, a predicted model, not a curated record